Beta vulgaris subsp. vulgaris (sugar beet) is the source of this 816-nucleotide messenger RNA. RefSeq names its product methylsterol monooxygenase 1-1. The transcript has 6 exons. Bases 1 to 582 code for a protein of 193 amino acids. Gene Ontology annotation, biological process: sterol biosynthetic process. The record is from RefSeq and is a predicted model, not a curated record. Gene Ontology annotation, molecular function: C-4 methylsterol oxidase activity; iron ion binding. NCBI's taxonomy places the organism in Eukaryota, Viridiplantae, Streptophyta, Magnoliopsida, Caryophyllales, Amaranthaceae.
AUGGAUGAUAACUGGACAGGAUUUAACGAAAAGCUGAAUGGUGAAAUUGGAAGAGAUAUGGGCAAGAUUAUUGGAAUAAGGACAGGAUUACCAUUGCCAUCAAUAUGGGAGACACUGAUUCAAUUGGGUGUAUAUUUUAUAAUAGAGGACUACACAAAUUAUUGGAUUCAUAGAUUACUACAUUGCAAAUGGUGGUAUGAAAAGAUUCAUAAGGUGCACCAUGAGUAUACUGCCCCAAUUGGUUUUGCAGCCUCUUACGCUCAUUGGGCUGAGAUUUUAAUGCUUGGAUUUCCUUCAUUUCUUGGGCCUGCAAUUGUUCCGUGUCAUAUAACUACAUUUUUGUUAUGGGUGGUUUUGAGGCACAUUGAAGCUAUUGAAACUCACGGCGGAUAUGAUUUUCCAUGGAGCCCUACAAAGUAUAUCCCAUUCUAUGGUGGUGCUGAGUACCAUGAUUACCAUCAUUACGUUGGAGGACAAAGCCAUAGCAAUUUUGCUUCAGUCUUCACUUACUGUGAUUACAUCUACGGUACUGAUAAGGGAUAUCGUUACCAGAAGAAGCUCCUCACAAAGCUGAAAGAAUAAUCGAGUUGUAAAGGUCAACAAAAUGCAUGGGCUCAAAUUGGAUUGGAAAUAAAUAUACUUGGCCUGGCCUAUUGUAUUUUUAUGAAGAUUAUUACAUAUGUUGAGUUGUAAUAAGAGAGUUAGUUACUUCUGUUGUAAAAACCUCUCAUAUAAAGAGUUUUAUCUCUCUCUUGUAAUAACUUACUGAUUCAUUCUCUUCUUUCAUCUAAUGAGAAACUCUAUGUCUUUCUCUCG